CUUCUCCAACUCAUACUUCCGGCCGUGCGUGGAAGAAGGAAUAAAAAAAAACUUGGACAUCCUAGCAAAAGUUUUUUUUUUGUUUUGUUUCAUUAUCUUGAACUUGCGAAGCUCUAACAGCACAAUUCAGUCACAUUUCAUUUGUGCCUCGCUACCUUAUUACCGCGUAUUGCGUAUAAGCGUCGCGCACGCUGUUGGGGAUGGCGAACAGUUUGUGUUACGGUGAGCAGGGAGGCGCGGACAGCGGCGUGGAGGUCGGACAGGAGACUCCGACCGCGGGUGGAGCAGGCUUCGGCCUGUUCAGCACCGACUUCAAGAGGAACGAGGACCUGAAGGAGAUGCUGGAGAGCAGCAAGGAGUCCCUCAAACUGGAGGCCAUGAAGAGGGUGGUGGGGCUGAUAGCCAAGGGCAAGAACGCAUCAGAGCUGUUCCCUGCAGUGGUGAAAAAUGUUGCAAACAAGAACCUCGAGCUGAAGAAGCUAGUGUAUGUGUACCUGGUCCGUUAUGCGGAGGAACAGCAGGAUCUUGCCCUACUGUCAAUCAGCACCUUCCAGCGUGCCCUCAAGGACCCAAACCAGUUGAUCCGCGCCAGUGCCCUGCGGGUUCUCUCCAGUAUCCGCGUACCCAUCAUCGUACCCAUUAUGAUGUUGGCCAUCAAAGAGGCGGCGUCUGACCUUUCGCCCUACGUCAGGAAAACGGCCGCCCACGCCAUUCAGAAACUCUACAGUCUGGAUGCUGAUCAGAAGGACCACCUGAUUGAGGUGAUUGAGAAACUGCUGAAAGACAAAAGCACGCUGGUGGCCGGCAGCGUGGUGAUGGCGUUUGAGGAGGUGUGUCCGGACCGGAUCGAUCUGAUCCACAGGAACUACCGUAAGCUGUGUAACCUGCUGAUGGAUGUGGAGGAGUGGGGCCAGGUGGUCAUCAUCAGCAUGCUGACCCGCUACGCCAGGACACAGUUCAUUAGCCCGUGGAAAGAGGAUGGCGUCUUUGAGAACAGUGAGAAGGCAUUCUAUGAAUCUGAUGAGGAGAAGAGGAAGAGCGCAGAGGAGACAAAGCCGUACGCGAUGGACCCAGACCACCGACUUCUGCUCCGCAGCACCAAACCCCUUCUCCAGAGCAGGAACACAGCAGUGGUAAUGUCAGUGGCACAGUUGUAUUGGCAUCUGGCCCCUAAGCAUGAAGUGAACAUCAUCACAAAGUCUCUGGUGCGUCUGCUGAGGAGCCACAGAGAGGUUCAGUAUAUUGUGCUGCAGAACAUUGCCACCAUGUCCAUCCAGAGAAAGGGCAUGUUCGAGCCAUUCAUGAAAAGUUUCUACGUAAGAUCUACAGAUGCCACACACAUCAAAACACUGAAGCUGGAGAUUCUGACUAACUUGGCAAACGAAGCGAAUAUCUCCACGGUACUUCGAGAGUUCCAGACAUAUGUUAAGAGCCAGGAUAAAGCAUUUGCAGCUGCCACAAUCCAAGCAAUCGGCAGGUGUGCGACCAACAUCUCAGAGAUCACAGACACCUGCCUGAAUGGUCUAGUGCUGCUGCUUUCUAACAGAGACGAGACGGUGGUGGCAGAGAGUGUGGUGGUGAUCAGGAAGCUACUGCAGACUCAGCCUUCAGAACACAGUGAUAUCAUCAAACACAUGGCCAAACUGUUUGACAACAUUACCGUGCCUAUGGCGCGUGCCAGUAUUCUGUGGCUGAUUGGUGAGUACUGUGAACACGUGCCAAAAAUCGCCCCUGAUGUUCUGCGAAAGAUGGCCAAGACCUUUCACAACGAGGAAGACAUAGUCAAACUACAGACCGUCAGCUUGGCUGCAAAACUGUACCUCACCAACUCCAAACAGACUAAGCUGUUGACCCAGUACAUUCUGAACCUGGGGAAGUACGAUCAGAACUAUGAUAUCAGAGAUCGCACCCGCUUCAUCCGCCAGCUCAUCGUUCCCAGCGAAAGGGGCGGAGCCCUCAGCAAAUACGCACGCCGCAUUCUGCUGGCCCCCAAGCCGGCCCCCGUGCUUCAGUCUGCCUUCAAAGAUCGGGACCGUUUUCAGCUUGGCACGCUGUCUCACACGCUGAAUUCCAAAGCCACGGGCUACCUGGAGCUGUCGGACUGGCCCCCCAUGGCUCCGGAUCAGUCCGUAAGGAAUGUGGAGGUUGCGGAAGCGAUGAAAGAAUGGUCUCCGGCUGUUGGCAAAGCCAAAUCUUCCAAAUCGGAUGAUAAGUUCUACUCUGAUUCUGGAGAGGAAGAGGAUGAGCAGGCGGCAGACAGCGGCAGCGAUGAGGAGGGCGGCAGUGAAGCGUUGAGCAGCGAGGCCGAAAGUGAGAACAGCGAGACUAGCGAGGAUUCCAGCCAAUCAGAAAAGAGCAGUGACUCGGGUACUGGCGUGAAGAAGACGACGACUCAGAAAAACAAGAAACUCCAGCAGGCUAAGAAACCGCGCAAAGUCAGUGACUCAGAUGAGGGUCCGAAGAACGGACAUUCGUGCGAAGCUGGAUCCAGGUCAGGAAGUGGGUCGGGUUCCUCAGAAGAGAGUUCAUCCGAGGCAUCCGAGUCCGAUUCGGAGUCCAGUUCAGAUUCCGAUUCCGGGACUGAACAGAAAAAGCAGUCCGAGGCCAAACCAGCGCAGAAGGUGGAAGAGAAACCAAAGAAGGAGGUUUCACUGUUGGACCUGGAUGACUUUUCUCCGGCUGCAGUAACCAUGACCAAGAGUUCCAUCCUUUCUCCAAGCGUCCUAUCAGACCUGCAUGGGCUCUCCCUUGCUGCCUCCUCCCCUGCCAUACAGCUAAGCUCGCCUGUGUUCGUGCCUGUGCACACUUACGAGCUUCUUCACCGUAUGACGGGCAAAGGCCUCGCUGCACAGUAUCACUUCUCCCGGCAACCGUGCAUCUACGACGACCGCAUGAUAUCUGUGCAGUUGACAUUUAGCAACAAUGGUGACCACACCCUCGAGAACAUCCACAUCUCUGAAAAGACCUCUGCAGGGCAAAAUAUCCACUGCUUCAGCCCCAUCGAAUGUUUGGAGCCGGAGAAGUCAGUAACAGUCUCUAUGGGCGUGGACUUCAAUGACUCCACACAAGCAGCCAGUUUCCAGCUGUGCACUAAAGCUGAAGGCUUCAAUGUGUCCAUCCAGCCAGCUGUGGGAGAGUUGCUGCUCCCUGUCACCAUGAGCGAACAGGACUUUAGCAAAGAGCAAGGAAAACUGCAGGGCAUGAACGAGUCCUCAGCGACCAUCGCCAUGACGCCCGAGAGCAUCACCAGCCAGCCACUCCACAGGAAGGUGGUCAACAUGGCUAACGUGGGCGUGGUUCCGUCAGGACAGAACAACGUGCACAGGUUUGCAGCCAAACUGGUGAGCUCAGGAGCCCUGGUGCUGGUGUGUGUGGUGCAGAAGGACUCUGGAGCUCAACUCACGGUCAACACGGAGAAGACCAUCAUUGGCUCCAUGCUGCUCCGUGAGCUCCAGACAGUGCUGAGCGCCCCCUAGACGCCGUCCUCUGCCUGCAUACUGAGCUCCUUGCACAUCUCCCACUAGACACAAUGCUCCCUCCAGACAGAAUACCUAUUUUACACAGUCCUCCUAAAGGAAGGACUCACACAGCAUACACAGCACACAUGCAGGCACAUAGGGCCUGCACAUAAAUGCUGAAACACUACGCCCACCGGCGUAUGAGAGAAAUCUUCUUCAGUAAGAUUCCCUUCAAUAAGAACCAUCGCCUACCUGCGGUGCAGUACCUCACACUGCCACUGGGGGUAGGGGAGAGCCAUUUACUGUGGUGCUGAUGAAGACGGAGGCCAGGGAAGCUAAACACACGUGUCCCACUGGUCCCAAGCUCCUUUAGGAAUCUGUGUUUUCUGUGAGCCUGUUCUGAAUUACAGUUAUUCCAUUCCUAUACUAGCUUUGCUUUUUGUAAGUUCCAGCCAAGACUGUAUGUGAAGUGCCUUGCUCAGCUGUAUGUUUCAAAACACAAGUGCCCAAAUGGAAUCUCAGAUGUGCAUUCUUAUAAACAGAAUAAAUGAAAAAUGUUGGGGAGAAAAAAAAACAUACAUCUCA
This is a messenger RNA of Electrophorus electricus (electric eel), 4043 nucleotides long. It is a transcript of the gene ap3b1a, whose product is annotated as adaptor related protein complex 3 subunit beta 1a. Lineage: Eukaryota; Metazoa; Chordata; Actinopteri; Gymnotiformes; Gymnotidae. The record is from RefSeq and is a predicted model, not a curated record. Gene Ontology annotation, biological process: intracellular protein transport; vesicle-mediated transport. Gene Ontology annotation, cellular component: clathrin adaptor complex; AP-3 adaptor complex; membrane coat.